AUGAACGGUACAGAGGGGCCGUUCUUCUACAUUCCCAUGUCCAACGCCACCGGCGUGGUCAGGAGCCCGUACGAAUACCCGCAGUACUACCUGGUGGCACCAUGGGGCUACGCCUGCCUGGCUGCCUACAUGUUCCUCCUCAUCCUCGUCGGAUUCCCUGUCAACUUCCUCACGCUGUACGUCACAAUCGAACACAAGAAGCUACGCUCGCCCCUCAACUACAUCCUGCUCAACUUGGCUGUGGCUAACCUCUUCAUGGUGAUCGGCGGGUUCACCACCACGAUGUGGACCUCGCUCAACGGCUACUUCGUCUUCGGCAGAAUGGGUUGCAACAUUGAGGGCUUCUUCGCCACCCUGGGAGGUGAAAUUGCGCUCUGGUCCCUGGUCGUACUGUCGAUAGAGAGGUGGUUGGUCGUCUGCAAGCCCAUCAGCAGCUUCCGCUUCACCGAGACCCACGCCAUUGGGGGUGUUGCCUUCUCCUGGAUCAUGGCCUCUGCUUGUGCCGUGCCUCCCCUGGUCGGCUGGUCCCGUUACAUCCCCGAGGGCAUGCAGUGCUCGUGCGGAAUCGACUACUACACACGUGCCGAGGGCUUCAACAACGAGUCCUUUGUCAUCUAUAUGUUCGUGGUGCACUUCAUGUGCCCCUUCGUCAUCAUCACCUUCUGCUAUGGUAACCUUGUGUGCGCGGUCAAGGCAGCUGCCGCGGCGCAACAGGAGUCCGAGACCACCCAGAGGGCCGAGCGAGAGGUCACACGCAUGGUCAUCCUCAUGUUCAUCGCCUUCCUGGUAUGCUGGGUGCCCUACGCCAGUGUAGCCUGGUUCAUCUUCUGCAAUCAGGGCAGCGAGUUCGGGCCCGUCUUCAUGACCAUGCCCGCCUUCUUUGCCAAGAGCUCCGCCAUCUACAACCCCCUCAUCUACGUGUGCAUGAACAAGCAGUUCCGUCACUGCAUGAUCACCACCCUGUGCUGCGGCAAGAACCCCUUCGAAGAGGAGGAGGGUGCCUCCACCACUGCCUCCAAGACCGAGGCCUCGUCCGUCUCCUCUGUGUCCCCAGCGUAAGAGAGCCUGUCCACAGCCCCAGUCUGAACCACAGGUGCAAUGCUGCUCUCACGGGUCCUCCCGAGACGACGAUACAGAUGAAGACGCAGAUGAAUACAAAGACAAAGAUGAAGACAAAGACGAAGAUGAAGACUCCAACGCUGAGGAACAAGCGGCCACUACCACCGUCUACAGAAGUAACUUCCCUAAUAUUCUUCUUUUUUCCUUUUUUGUAUUUUUACAAAAACUGUUAACGUUGGUUCGACCUAAAGACAGUUGUGUGAGAUGGCAGUUCACAUCCUCAAGUCGAUUCUGUAUAUGUACAGUUGGGUCCAAUGUAAGAGUACCAUGAGAUGUUUUUUUUUCUCCCCUCUAUUCUCCUCAGAGGGCAACUCAACAAAAGGAAAAUAUCUUACUGACUGUUACUGUUGGACUCUAUAAGUAUAUCUGGCUUUUUGUCGUGAAUGUAGAGGCAUGUAAUCAAUGGCAUCGUAAAAUAAACCGCACUUUGCAAAUGAAUCACCCAGUUCAUGUUUUAAUUAAAAAGGGGAAGUUAAGAUGG
Molecule: messenger RNA, 1600 nt
Organism: Engraulis encrasicolus (European anchovy)
Lineage: Eukaryota; Metazoa; Chordata; Actinopteri; Clupeiformes; Engraulidae
Product: rhodopsin
Exons: 1
Coding region: 1-1059 (352 amino acids)
Biological process (GO): G protein-coupled receptor signaling pathway; cellular response to light stimulus; visual perception
Cellular component (GO): photoreceptor outer segment; plasma membrane
Molecular function (GO): G protein-coupled photoreceptor activity
Source: RefSeq, a predicted model, not a curated record